Diorhabda carinulata is the source of this 2401-nucleotide messenger RNA. It is a transcript of the gene CPSF2, whose product is annotated as probable cleavage and polyadenylation specificity factor subunit 2. Gene Ontology annotation, cellular component: mRNA cleavage and polyadenylation specificity factor complex. The record is from RefSeq and is a predicted model, not a curated record. The coding region runs from base 132 to 2336 and encodes 734 amino acids. The transcript has 10 exons. Gene Ontology annotation, molecular function: RNA binding. Lineage: Eukaryota; Metazoa; Arthropoda; Insecta; Coleoptera; Chrysomelidae. Gene Ontology annotation, biological process: mRNA 3'-end processing by stem-loop binding and cleavage.
AUUAAAAAAGAAGACACUACAUAACCUUAAAUUUUGUAGUUUAUAAAAUAAGUAAAUACAUAAAAUAUGAAUUAAUUUUUCAACUGUACCAUUGUUUAUAUAUUUCUGAAUUGUAUAAAUAUAUUUCUAUCAUGACUUCAAUAAUAAAACUUCAAGCUCUAUCAGGAGCUAAAGAUGAAUCGCCUCCUUGUUACCUAUUACAAGUAGAUGAUGUGCGAAUAUUACUAGAUUGUGGAUGGGAUGAAAAAUUCAACAUGGAAUUUAUUAAGGAAAUAAAAAGGCACGUACAUUCAAUAGACGCUGUGUUACUUUCUUAUCCGGAUGUAUACCACUUAGGAGCUCUGCCGUAUAUUGUUGGAAAACUCGGUUUAAAUUGUCCUAUUUAUUCAACUAUACCAGUAUAUAAAAUGGGGCAAAUGUUUAUGUACGAUUUAUAUCAAUCGCAAUACAAUAUGAAAGAAUUUUGUAUUUUUUCUUUAGACGAUGUCGAUGCUACGUUUGAAAAAGUUAUUCAGUUAAAAUAUAACCAAACCGUGUCUUUGAAAGGAAAAGGUUAUGGUUUAACAGUUACCCCUCUACCGGCUGGACAUAUGAUAGGUGGUACUAUUUGGAAGAUAAUGAAAGUGGGAGAAGAAGAUAUUAUUUAUUGUAACGACUUCAAUCAUAAAAAAGAGCGGCAUUUAAACGGUUGCGAAUUGGAGAGAUUACAAAGACCUUCGUUACUUAUUACAGAUGCGUUUAAUGCUACUUACCAACAAGCAAGAAGAAGAGCCAGAGAUGAAAAACUUAUGACAAACAUUCUGCAGACUCUCCGUAAUCACGGUAACGUUCUCAUAGCUGUCGAUACGGCUGGUAGAGUGUUAGAAUUGGCGCACAUGCUGGAUCAAUUAUGGCGCAAUAAAGAAUCCGGUCUUUUGGCUUAUUCUCUCGCGUUUUUAAAUAACGUUAGUUACAACGUAGUCGAAUUCGCUAAAUCCCAAAUAGAAUGGAUGAGCGAUAAAUUAAUGAGGAGUUUCGAGGGAGCUAGGAAUAAUCCGUUUCAAUUUAAACAUCUGCAAUUAUGUCACAGUUUAUCGGAAUUGAGUAAAGUACCGAGUCCUAAGGUGGUACUGGCUAGUUCACCGGAUAUGGAGAGCGGAUUUUCCAGGGAGUUGUUCCUCCAAUGGUGUUCCAGUUCGAAUAAUAGUAUUAUUUUGACCACUAGAACGUCUCCUGGAACUUUGGCUAGAGAUUUGAUAGAUAAUGGAGGGGGUAGGAACAUCGAUCUCACAGUUGAAAGGAGGGUUAAAUUAGAAGGAGUGGAAUUGGAAGAAUUUGAAAAACGACAGAGAGCAAAAAAUGGUCGACUUAAUAAAGAGGAUGACGAUUCCGAUUCGGAAUCUGAUAUCGAGAUGUCCGUUAUAUCGAAAGGUAGACACGAUAUAGUGAUAAAACAAGAAGGUAAAAUAAAUACGGGAUUUUUCAAAGUUACCAAAAAAAUGUAUCCGAUGUAUCCGUUUCACGAAGAUAAAAUUAAAUGCGACGAAUACGGGGAAAUCAUCAGACCGGAAGAUUACAAAUUGGCCGAUGUCGGUGUAGAUGGAGAAGAUAACAAAGAAAAUAUAAUUAUAAAAAAAGAAAUAGAAGAAGAGAUCACUGAAAUAACGGAACAACCGACGAAAUGUAUAGUACUGCAGAGAACGGUCCAAGUGAAUUGUCAAGUGCAGUAUAUCGAUUUCGAAGGUAGAUCCGAUGGGGAAUCGUUAAUGAAGAUACUUUCUCAACUUAAACCGAGGAGGAUCGUCGUGGUGCGCGGUAACGAGGAAAAUACCGAGGUUAUAGCGAAACAUUGCGAAGAAAAUAUCCAAGCCAGGGUUUUUACGCCCGAUAAAGGGGAAAUUAUCGAUGUUACCAGCGAAACACACAUAUAUCAAGUUCGUUUGACUGACGCUUUGGUUACUCAACUCAAUUUCCAAAAGGCUAAAGAUGCCGAAGUGGCGUGGAUUACGGCGAAUAUUGUGCUCAGGGAAAGUCAGGCGGACGCUAAGAGGAUUUACGUCGAUGACGAACCGAUGGAAGUUGAAGAAGAAGACACUAGAAUUUUAACGCUCGAACCUGUUAACGACGGCGAUAAUCACGACCCUGUAUUCAUAAACGAAUUAAAAUUAUCCGAAUUCAAACAAGUCCUCGGUAGAAAUAACAUUCCUUCGGAAUUUUCCGGGGGAGUUUUAUGGUGUUCUAACGGAACAAUAGCUAUUAGAAAGGUGGAAACAGGGAAAAUAAUGCUCGAGGGUUGUAUAUCGGAGGAUUAUUAUAAAGUUAAAGAAUUGUUGUAUGACCAAUACGCCAUUUUAUAAUUUCAAUGAUUUGUGAUCACUUUUUUUCAUUUAUUAUAAUAAAAAUUGAAAAAUAUACGGGAAAA